AUGCCCGCGUGCGACGACGACGACGACGACGACGACGACGACGCGGCGCACGAGCGCGCGCGGACGCGGGUGGAAUCGUUGGAGACGUUGCGGGAGGAAGCGGCGCGGCGAUGGAGCGUGCUGGCGCUGUGUGAAGAGAUGGCGGGGAGCGACGCGUACGCGAACCACGCCGAGGCGCUCGGCGCGCGGAGGUUCUUGGUGAAAGCGCUCGAUCGAGCGAUGCGAGAGGGAGACGAGGAGGCGAUGACGAUCGUUGGAGGCGCGUUGGGUCGGUGCGGGGAGCUGGCGAAGCGCGAGCGGAGCGUGGAGUUGCGUUCGGUGGCGGGAAGUCAGGUGGGAUCGCGCGCUGGACAACCGCCGUCGACGCUUGAGGUGACGCUUCCCGUGAGUGGGAACGUCGUUAUCGUGCACGAAAGCGCUUGGAAGGACGCUGGGUUGGCGUGGCGCGUGUGGGGGAGCGCGCAAAUAAUGUCGCGGAUCUUGGACGCGGCUCCGGCGCUCGUGAGGAAUUUGGAGGUGCUAGAAAUUGGCGCCGGUUGCGGUUUGUGCGGAAUCGUCGCCGCGAGCCUCGGUGCGAAGCGCUCGACGAUCACAGAUGGUGCCCCCGGGGCGCUCGCUGCGAUUCAACGAAGCGCUGCGGAGUUGCCUAACGCAACGGCGGCGUUCCUGGACUUUCGGGACGACGCCGACAUCAUCGAUGGCAUCGUCUCGCUGGACGAUGCGCGUUCGUCCAACGAGGCACGUCACUGGGUGCACUCGCGCUCGGGCUCGCAAAGGACGGUCAUCGAAGAGUACAAACUCUCCGUUGACGCCGAAUAUGAUGUGUGCAUCGCGACAGAUGUGUUGUACAGCGAGGAACACUCGACGCCGCUCGCGGCGAGCCUCUCUCGCCGCAUUCGACCGGGAGGGACCGGACUGGUCUUAAACGCGUGCCGCCACGCCGGUCUGCUGAGCGAAUUCGCCAUCGCACUUCUUGCUCGCGGGCUGCGAGUGCAGAUAUCCGUCGCUGAGCGUUUUAAAGGUGAGGACGACACGCAGGAGUAUCAGGGUGGCCAUCUGCAUCGAACGCUUCCGUCGGAAGCCGAAGCGUGGUGGACGGAAAUCGCCCGCGAUCUCUCCGACUUCUCCUCCCUCGUCGUCGCCGAUGAAGACAGCUCACUCUCAUUGCUCGCCGACGCCGCCGCGGCGUGCCAGUUCAUGACGCGUUUCGAGGGACGAUUUGUCUUGAUGCGCAUUCGCAGACCGGAUGUGCCGAGCGUCAACACGGAGACGCACGCGCGCGACGAGAGCGUCCCACCCUUCCCAGCGACCCCCCCGCCGCUGCUUUCGUAA
Molecule: messenger RNA, 1332 nt
Organism: Ostreococcus tauri
Lineage: Eukaryota; Viridiplantae; Chlorophyta; Mamiellophyceae; Mamiellales; Bathycoccaceae
Product: Nicotinamide N-methyltransferase-like
Exons: 2
Coding region: 1-1332 (443 amino acids)
Source: RefSeq, a predicted model, not a curated record